This is a messenger RNA of Drosophila sechellia, 818 nucleotides long. RefSeq names its product Down syndrome cell adhesion molecule-like. Bases 12 to 389 code for a protein of 125 amino acids. The record is from RefSeq and is a predicted model, not a curated record. NCBI's taxonomy places the organism in Eukaryota, Metazoa, Arthropoda, Insecta, Diptera, Drosophilidae. The transcript has a single exon.
GGACUUAAGUUAUGUCUUUAUUUCUUCCACCCGCUCCUCUCCCCUACUCCUAUUCCGCCAUUUACGGUCCAGUGCCUCCGCAAAUUCGUCCCUUUGACUUCGGCGACGAGGCUUCCAACUCAGGCGAAACCAUGGGCAUUCAGUGCACGGUGAUCAAGGGGGAUCUGCCCAUCAAUAUUACGUGGGUUCUAAACAAUCACACCCUGAACAGUGGUGACCUAGACGUGGUGAUCGGUCGAAUGUCCAGCAAGUCGAGCACCCUGAAUAUCGACUACAUAGCCGCCGAGCACCGUGGCGUCUACACCUGUUUGGCUCGCAAUCAGGCGGGCGAGAGCAGCUACAGUGCGGAGUUGAAAGUCAACGGUUACUACCCAUCGAUUCUUACUUAGAAGAUACAUUAUAUUUUGGUUUAGUUUUCGAAUGAUUUUAAACGAUAUCCCCCAACCAUCCCAGUCCUGCCCAGCAUCCAUCCGUUUAGCUUUGAUGCGGAGGCCAACGAGGGCGACAGCGUUCAGUUGACCUGCCACGUGGCCAAGGGCGAUCUGCCGCUGAGGAUCCGCUGGACCCACAAUGGUCUGCCCCUCUUCACGCACCUGGGCGUGAUGGCCAGCAAGAUUGGGGAACGGAUUAGCCUGCUCACGGUGGAAUCGGUCAAGGCCGCCAAUUCAGGAAACUAUAGCUGCGUGGCGAGCAACAAUGCGGGGAACGUGAGCUCAAGCGCCGAGCUGCUCGUCAAUGGUUACCCAUUAGCUAUCGUAGUCUUACAUUAUUGUUCUGUUGAUUGCGAUCAUUUUAAACCCAUCACCGUCCCAAUCACU